UUGCCAGGCUCACGCAGAGUCUCGCGAGAGUUGGGCAGGGAGACAGGUGAUAGGACCCGGAAGUGUCUCAUUUCGGGAUCUGGGGGACAGAUAGCGAGAGUUACCAGGAUGGACGACACAAUGUUUCAGCUUAAGUUCACUGCAAAGCAGUUGGAGAAAUUGGCGAAGAAAGCUGAAAAAGACGCCAAUACCGAACAAGCUAAAGUGAAAAAGGCGUUACAACAGAAGAAUGUGGAGGUAGCACGGGUUUAUGCGGAGAAUGCCAUCCGAAAGAAGAACGAGGGGUUGAACUGGCUGCGGAUGGCAUCGCGAGUGGACGCUGUGGCUUCCAAGGUCCAGACAGCGGUCACUAUGAAGGGGGUAACUAAGAACAUGGCCCAGGUGACCAAGGCUUUGGAUAAAGCUCUGAGCUCCAUGGAUCUGCAGAAGGUGUCCGCUGUCAUGGAUAAAUUCGAGUCACAGGUUCAGAACUUGGAUGUGCACACAUCGGUGAUGGAUGAUGCUAUGAGCUCAGCGAUGACCCUGACUACACCGCAGGAACAAGUGGACAGCCUGAUCUUACAGGUUGCAGAGGAAAAUGGGUUGGAGGUGAUGGAUCAGUUGAACCAGUUACCCCAGGGAGCUACUUCAGUGGGAGAAAGCUCCACGCGCACCCCAGAGGACCAGCUGUCUCGCAGGCUGGCUGCUCUGAGGAACUGAAAUUUCACCAUAUCGGCUGUUUCCUGGAAAUCCAGGUGUCACCAUAUCGCACUGUGGCAUCUGCCAGUCUCUAUGGGAGGGUAGUCUGUUGCUGUCCAAUGUUUGUGCAGUGCUUGAUCCCGAGACUGACCCAACCAUGGAUAGUAUCCUCACAGCAUCAGUCAAUGCCCUAGCUUAGCUCUUAUGUACUUGGCCAAAAUCGCACUAUGAAACAAUCUCCUGUUCCUGCACUAUCCCUGCUUUCAUUAAGACCAUUGCCAGAUGCGGUCUCACGUAGAGACAUUGAUAAUGGGUCUUUUAAGCAUACUGUCCUAGAAAUCCUGGGUUCCUGGUAGGGUCAUCUCAACACUACUCUAAAUUAAACAUUUGUUCAGGUCUAACCUACCCACA
Pelobates fuscus (common spadefoot toad) is the source of this 1089-nucleotide messenger RNA. It is a transcript of the gene CHMP1A, whose product is annotated as charged multivesicular body protein 1A. Gene Ontology annotation, cellular component: ESCRT III complex; multivesicular body. Lineage: Eukaryota; Metazoa; Chordata; Amphibia; Anura; Pelobatidae. Gene Ontology annotation, biological process: protein transport; late endosome to vacuole transport; endosome transport via multivesicular body sorting pathway. The record is from RefSeq and is a predicted model, not a curated record. The coding region runs from base 109 to 699 and encodes 196 amino acids. The transcript has 7 exons.